CAGAAAUAUUUUUUAAUUUUACUAACCACAUGCAUGAACAAAGAAAAAUACAAAAAUACUGAAUUCAAGAAUAAUAACAAAUUUCCUAGCUCAAUUGAGAAACUAAAUGCGUACAUAGCGUGCCAUGAAAAAAAUUAUGGAAAAAUUAGAAUGAGAGACUAUUCCUCUAAUAGAAACGAAAAGUUGUCAGCAGCCUUGCAGAAUUUAAAAAUUGCAAUCGAGAAAGAUAGAAUCAGAAAAGAAGAAGCAUUUGAGAAUCUGAAUUCUUCAAAUAAAAUUAUGAAAAAGGCAAUUCUGAAAAUGAGAGAAGAAGUGAAAUCAUCCAGAAAUAAUAUUUGUGAAUUUCAAAAACUUGAUGAUUUAAAUACAGAAAGGCUUCUACAAGUUGAUCCAUUACAAUAUCUAGAAACUAAAAGAUAGUAUUUUGUAAACUUCAUUACUUUAUAAAAAUAU
Belonocnema kinseyi is the source of this 453-nucleotide messenger RNA. RefSeq lists its product as uncharacterized. Bases 34 to 420 code for a protein of 128 amino acids. The transcript has 2 exons. The record is from RefSeq and is a predicted model, not a curated record. Lineage: Eukaryota; Metazoa; Arthropoda; Insecta; Hymenoptera; Cynipidae.